AUGGUUGUUCUAGCCAAGACAGUCUUAUUUUUCCAACUAUGUGUUAUUUUUGCUCUCACCGCUGUUUCACUGGCUUCUCCAGAAGAUCUAGAAUGUGGGCUGAACUUCACUUCAUCUCCAUACAAACCAAGCGGCGAAUGCCUUGCAGCUGAUCAUGACGAGACCAUCCAUAUAUGGGACAGUUUCCCCAGCACAAGAUGCUGCCAAAAUGCCCUCAACUUCUUCUCACACGCAUUGGCCAAACACGCAAUUACUCAGCCCCAAGGAAGACUCUUCCUCCCGGGAGUUCAAUGGGCACACUGCGCGUCAGGGCCCUUUAAGCACCAGCCCUCCGUUUCCAUCGAUAAAUGUGGACUUGCUUCCCUCUAUCAAGGAAGCACCCAUUGUUCUAGCCUUUCUUUGACAAAUAUUACACAGGAAUAUCAGAAUUUUAAGGAUGUCAGUGACAAGUGUACUUCAGGUUUUAGUUCCACGUUCGAUGAUGCUUGCAGGGAUUGUACGAGUGCAAUUAAAUCUGCAAGAGAUCAUUUCCUGGAUCAGUUUUAUGCCAAAGAUAAUGAAACUGAGAGAGCUACUUGUGUUGUGGCUGUUGUUAUAUCAGUUGCAACCACUAAACUAAAUGAUCCCUCUUCAAUGGAUGAUUUCUUCAGCUGCUUGCCAGCAUUAAAUACUUUUGGUGAGUCCGUCCAGGAAGUGAGAUUAGUAAUUUCUAAAAUUAGCAAGCAUUGAUCUCCUUAUUUUAUCUUCUACUCCAUCUGUCCAUUUUUACUUGUCCACUAUACUAAAAAUAUAUGUCCACUUUAACUUGUCCAGUUUAGAAGACCAAGAGAUCAUUUAUCAUUUUAUACCUAUUUCACUCUUAUUAUGAAGUAGUACUAACCAUUUCCAAGUCAUUUCCCAACAUUUACAUGACCCAUAAUAAUUAGGGGUGAUAUUAUAAAAUUACCAUUUUAUUUAUUG
Molecule: messenger RNA, 960 nt
Organism: Lycium ferocissimum
Lineage: Eukaryota; Viridiplantae; Streptophyta; Magnoliopsida; Solanales; Solanaceae
Exons: 2
Coding region: 1-729 (242 amino acids)
Source: RefSeq, a predicted model, not a curated record